AUGUCUUCAUCUCCGCCGGAAUUCGGGAGAUCCCGAGGAUCACCAGUUCAAUGUGGAUGGACGAAAGGACACCUGAUUCGUGGAGACACGCUUUCACAAUAUGAUAAUGCCUCCCCCACAAAAAAAAUCCGUCACCGAGCCAAGAACUACCGAGGACAUCUUGAAAUGGAUCGUUCUGGAUUAGUUUGUCAAAAUGGAAAAGAAGUCACCCCCGAUGAACAAGCCGGCUUUCGUCCUGGUCCAUCGGCAACAGACCAGGUAGUUUUUGUGAGGACAGUUAUUGAAGUGUGA
Necator americanus (New World hookworm) is the source of this 291-nucleotide messenger RNA. RefSeq lists its product as uncharacterized. The record is from RefSeq and is a predicted model, not a curated record. The coding region runs from base 1 to 291 and encodes 96 amino acids. The transcript has a single exon. Lineage: Eukaryota; Metazoa; Nematoda; Chromadorea; Rhabditida; Ancylostomatidae.